AUGACGGAUAUAAAAGAAUUAGAAUUAGGGGCUCCCAGACUAACCCGUCCCGCAAUAUGUUUUCCUUGCUCCUACAACCUCUCCCCCGAGGAGAUCUGCACCAAGAUCUCGCUCUGCGACGCCCUCAUCGUCCGCAGCGGGACCAAGGUCAGCCGUGAGGUGUUUGAAUCCUCCGGAGGCAGGUUGAAGGUCGUCGGUAGGGCCGGCGUGGGUAUUGACAAUGUGGAUCUGGCCGCCGCCACCGAGCAUGGCUGUUUGGUCGUGAAUGCGCCGACUGCCAACACUGUCCCCGCCGCGGAGUACGGGAUCGCUCUCUUGGCCGCUAUGGCUAGGAACGUUGCCCAAGCUGACGCCUCCGUUAAAGCCGGUCAGUGA
Messenger RNA from Morus notabilis, 375 nucleotides. Its product is annotated as D-3-phosphoglycerate dehydrogenase 3, chloroplastic-like. Gene Ontology annotation, cellular component: chloroplast stroma. The transcript is spliced from 2 exons. Gene Ontology annotation, molecular function: NAD binding; phosphoglycerate dehydrogenase activity. The record is from RefSeq and is a predicted model, not a curated record. Bases 1 to 375 code for a protein of 124 amino acids. NCBI's taxonomy places the organism in Eukaryota, Viridiplantae, Streptophyta, Magnoliopsida, Rosales, Moraceae.